This is a messenger RNA of Dunckerocampus dactyliophorus (ringed pipefish), 4301 nucleotides long. It is a transcript of the gene radil2b, whose product is annotated as Ras association and DIL domains 2b. Lineage: Eukaryota; Metazoa; Chordata; Actinopteri; Syngnathiformes; Syngnathidae. The coding region runs from base 286 to 4011 and encodes 1241 amino acids. The record is from RefSeq and is a predicted model, not a curated record. Gene Ontology annotation, cellular component: microtubule. The transcript has 18 exons. Gene Ontology annotation, molecular function: GTPase binding. Gene Ontology annotation, biological process: neural crest cell migration; signal transduction; substrate adhesion-dependent cell spreading.
UCUGGAGAGCAGAAAGCAGGCCCGUUUUCAUUUAAGAACUACAUUUGAUCGACCUUUGUGGAAUUCUAUCGCGAUCUUUGCCUGUUGUUAUCCACUUUUUAUCUUUCAAACCGGAAGAAGUCGGGGAUAAAAAGAACAGCUGCUCCGACAUCUGGAUGGGAGCGGGGAACAUCUGCAGGAGUGAAGCACAUCAGUUCUCACAGGACAUGGUGCAACCACCAGGACUUUAAAACGAUCUGGAUCAGCUUAACCUGAACUCCUGAAUGUUGAAAUACUCGACCGAAGAUGAGCCACAUGAAAGUAGAGGAAUUACCAAGAGGUUUACCUGCAUCCUCUCUGAAAAGACGCAUUAUGAGGCUUGGAAGGAAGUCCAGUGAUGGCUCCUUGCAGUCAAGUUCGUCCACCGGCAGUUCAUCUACCGGCAGGUCAGCUGAGGUCGUGGCUUUCAGACAGCCUUACAAGAACCGCAUCCGUCGCCACACCAACCGCCUCUCCGGAGUCUUCCUUCGCGGCCCCACCUCUGGCUCGCUCUCUGUGGCCAUGUCCAAGCAAGUCAGGAAAACAAGCACAGAUGCGGCAAUUGUGGACGACCCCUCCGAACUGUCAAAUCAGUUAAGCGCUCCAGGAAUCUUGAAGAUCUUUGGGAGUGAGAUCUGCAAAGGAGCUCACUAUAAGAGUGUCCUCGCCACCACACACUCGAGUGCAAAAGAGCUGGUCAAAGAGGCCCUUGAAAGGUAUGGCCUCGGAAAAGAAGAAGCAAGCACCUAUGUUCUCUGUGACACGAUUGGCUCCAUUGGAGAGCGUCAGUGGAAAACCGAAGGAUUCCGAGUUGUGGGGGACAACGAGAAGCCACUCCUCCUACAGUCGCUAUGGAAACCAAGGGAAGGCCUUGCAAGACGCUUUGAAAUCCAGCGGCGAAGCCUGGUGGAGGAGCAGACAUCCAAAGAUAAAGACACCUUCACUGCUGGUAUCAACGCCCAGGCCCGAAAGCUGCAGAAGAGUCGCUCCAGAGUGAACUCCUCCCUCAUUGAGAGAACAAUCAGUCGAAGUCAGAAACUCUGGAGGAGUAAAAGUGAGAUGGAUCUUAUAGAUGCAGAUGCAGAGACCAAGAAAGAUCAGGAUAAAAGUUCUCAGGAUCAAAGAGAGUCCCUGAAUGGAACUUCAGUAGAGAGCUGGAAGGGCCCAGAAGCAAGGCCAGAACAGAAUGACAUUGAACUCGCAGUUCCCUCUCAAAGGGAUGGUGGUUUGCAGGCCAAAACAGAGACCCUCUGUCCGCCAAGGCCGAGAGGUGAGCAGGAAGGAGAAGAGUCAGAGAGGGAGGAGACAGAAAGCAGCGAUGAUAACACCACACAGUACUCUAUUCACCCACCUCACGACUGUCCAUACCUGCUGCUACUACAUGGCUGCAGCUCCAUACAGGACUUUGUCAUCUACCUACUUAUGAAUCCCAGCAUUGUAAUAGGGCGACAAAAUGAACAAAAGGAAGAUGCAUCAAAGGCGGACUUCACCCUCCUUGCAGAAGAUAUACUUCCAAAACACUGCAGUUUUCAUCGCAACAGUACUGGCGGACCUACCACGCUCUGCCCUUUUCCGGAUGCUGUGGUCACUAGGAAUGGCGGCGCACUUAAAGCCAAAGUCGAGCUUAGCCCUGGAGAUGUCAUUGGUCUGGGCCAAAGCUACAUAUUUCUCUUCAAAGAUCCCUUGAGACACAAGGAAGUGAACCAUGCUGGUCCUGAUCCCAGCUUGUCAACAGUCCCCUGGUUGCUUGGAUAUACCACGUCUGCUAUGACAAAAGAUGGGAUACUCUGCAACACCUGCAUUGACCUUCAAGGCCCUGACACCAUAAAGUGCCUGAAGAGAGCCCCCCCAUUUUUGAAAUCACAUGAGGGCCUCUGUCUGACUUUGAACUACCAGGCUGAGGAUGAGCAUUGCAUCGUGAAAAAAAUAGUUGCAAUGGGAAGCAGCGGUGCCAAAGACUUACCGCCUCUGACUGUUGCAUUUUUGCUGUGCAUGUGUGUUCAGUAUUCUGCCUCACGUCUCCCCAAGUCAGACCUGCGAAGACUCCUGCUGCUUAUUGCAAGUGAAAUUGAGAGUGCAGUGUGGGAGCAAACCAAUGAAUUAGCUGCUAUUCAAAAGGAAAUCCUUGAGGACAUAAUACCAGGACUGUUUCCCCUAGUGGUAUGGAUGUCAAACAGCCUGGAGCUGCUCCAGUUCAUCCAGUACCAGUUGCCUCUCAUCUUAAAGUGGAGAACCACAGAAUACAAUGAAGAUGGAGAACAACGAGAGGAGGGGGACAAUUUGGUCCUGCUGGAGUUAAAGCUGUCCUGUGUGCGUUCAGCCAGCGAAGAGACGAUAGCCGCCCUGGAGGAGGUCAUCAUGCUUACCUUCCAGCAGUGUGUGUACUACAUCACCAAGGUUCUGUACCCCAUCCUGCCUUUCUUUCUGGACUGCAACCCAUUUGUGGAGGAUCCUGAUCCUCCUCAAGGGACUGGCGAGGGUGAGUCGGUUCUGCGUAGCAGCAGGCUGAGGUUCCCUGAUGAGAUCCAGCAAGUCGUGGCAGUCCUGACUGAGACCCAGAGGUUGCUAUCAGACUGUCAGCUCCACCCUGAGAUUUCCACACAGCUCAUUGGAUUCCUUUUCUACUUCAUCAAUGCAUCGCUCUUCAACUUACUCAUGGAGAGAGGCUCCGAGCCAGGUUUCUAUCAGUGGUCUACAGGCAUGCGCUUAUGGACCAAUCUUGACUUGCUUCUGAGCUGCUCCCAGACAACUGGAUUGAGAAAACUGGCUUGUGCGCACACGCACGCACUUUCAUCGGCCAUCAAUCUUCUUGCUACGCCUUGGAAUCAUUUACAGCAGACAUCUUGGAUGUCGCUACGAUCCGCCUUCCCUGCCUUGAAUGCAGCCCAGCUGAACCACCUGCUGAGCCUUUACAUCCCAGCUUCUCCCUCUUGGACUCCAUGUGUUCAGGACCAAGCAGAAGCACACAACACGGACGACAUCCUGCAGAGUUUUGACACCCAUCAUCCUCUUGUGCUGCCAGAUGAGGAUUUCCAGUUCAUUUUGGGAAAGGCGGUGACAGAUUCAUCCUUGAUUGAACAGUUGGACAAGCUCAAAGUCUCCAUUUCCAAUCUAUCUAAUUUACAGUCCCAUGGAGUCUCAGCUGUUGGCCAGCACCAGGGUAUCAUCAUUCCCACAGAGAGCAGAAACAGGCAGGAAACAAUUACACAACAUGCAGUCCAAAUGCUAUUAUCUCAGAAAACACUCCACCAUCGCCCAUCAUCGUCUGUCUCACCCCCACGUGCCCCCUCCUCCACACAAUAUCUGGAUGACUUCAGCUCCUGUGGUGCCCUCCUUUUGUCCCAGAAGCUUCGGGAUUUGCAGACAAGAGAGACGGACACCACUGAGCCGAGGAGGUCAGCACUGGACCCCUCGUGCCUCCUCACCCCACCCAACACUCCCCUCAUCAUAGAUCCUGUUCAUUUUCCCAGAGAAGAAAAAGACACAUUAGUGAAAGUUCAAAGUGACACACAUCCCUGUUCUGCUCGUGUCGGGGGACACAAUGAAGAUGGCUUCAUGUUUGAAUGUCUGGCUCCACUGAAUGAUGACCGUGUGAAUCCAGAUUACACCUGUAUGAAAAGGAUUUUUGAACUUAUAGAGGAAGAGGAGGAGGAGGCCGAAGAGAUGAACAACCAUUUUGAUGACAAUAACGACGAGAUCUUCAGUUUGGAGAUACAGCGCGAUGAAAACGGUCUUGGUCUUGCUCUAGUUGACACACGGGAUCUGCCAUUGAAGGUGAAAGGCAUCUUCAUCAGAGCUGUGAUUCCUGACACUCCUGCAGCCCGUUGUGAGAAGCUACAACCAGGAGACAGGAUCCUUGCCGUUAAUGGAGUCAGUCUGCUUGGCCCUCACUGCCAAAAUGGCAAGGAGCUAAUGCAGUCGUCAGGUGACAGGCUGAGGUUACUAGUGGCAAGAUCUGAUUGGAUGGCCAAAGCUGUACAAACGGAAUGCUGACAUUUGGGUUUAGUCACAUAUUUUCACCAAGUGACUGCUCAAACUAUUGUAAAAAAAAAAAAAAAAAAAAAGUUCUCUUCAAAGUUUGGGGAGGAUCACACAACCCACCCUUAACUCUCACCCCCAGUGGAAAACUCUGUUGACAAGAAAUUGUACCUUUUUUGACACUGAUUUAAAUAUGGCUCUGAAGACAUAAUGCGCUAUCAUUACAGUAUGUUUUAACAACAUUUCAAAAAAGGUCAAUUAUUCACAAUGUAGUAAAUUAAUAGCAAGUACUUUGGUCUGUUAUG